Paramecium octaurelia is the source of this 1673-nucleotide messenger RNA. The record is from the annotation of a GenBank genome assembly. Lineage: Eukaryota; Ciliophora; Oligohymenophorea; Peniculida; Parameciidae.
AUGAGUUCCUACAUUCAAUCCUAGUUUACUAUUUCGGACAAAUAAAUGUUUGAUUUUACAAAGCCAUAACCAAAUUCAGAUUCGGAUGAGGAGGAAUUAAAUAAAUCAUUGCUAUUAAUGAAUAAUAAAGAUUAUAAAAAAUAAAAGAAGCUUCUCGAUAUUGAAUCGAUAAAAACUGAAUUAAAUAAUUUACCACCUUUCACUUUUGAUCCUUAACAAAAAAAAUAUAGUAAAAAAUUUCAGAAAGCAAGUUUACGAACUUUAUCGAAUACAUUCGUUCCAACUUCACCUGUUUUAAUAGAGUAGCUCGGACAAGUAAAAGCAGUAAAGUACAUGAAAGAAUAAAUUCCCCCAGAAAUAAUGCAUAAAGUGUAUACUUAAUUAAGGUAUAACUUCCUUAGCAAUUAGGUAUUAAUACUUUCCAGCCUUUAAUAUGGUAUAUAGAUAGGGAGACCAAAAUAAAUACUAUUAUAUUAUUCUAGAUGGAAGGUGCGUAGUGUUGAAACCAAAAGAAAAAAUGGUUGGAAUGAAUAGUAUCGAAGUUGAAUUAGAAUAGGAAAAUAAAUCAACACUCGAUCCUUAUGGUCUAAAGAGUUUAUUUCCAGAGUAUAUGAUGAUGAAAAUGCUAUUUUCUGGAGAGUAUAAUUUUUUUAUCGAAAAUUGUUAGUUCUUUUGGUGAAGUUGCUAUAAAAUUGGAAACUUCUAGGGCUUCAACAGUCUUUGCAGUUGAAAAUACUCAUCUCUUAUAUAUGACUGAAGCAGCAUAUGUUUAGUUAUUGGAUCCUUAUUUAAGUGAAGCAUUAGAAGAAAAAAUAUAAUAUUUUAAAAAAAAUACACUUUUUACUUCAGCUGAUUCAGACUUGAACGAGAUAAUGGGAAUUUUGUUAGAAUGCAGAAAAAUAACGUAUAAAGCUGGAGAAAUCAUAUAUGAAGAAGGGAGCAAAUCGAAUUCGUUAUUUUUUAUCAUAAAUGGAGAAGUUUAACUUUCCAAAAGAAUUGGAGAGAGAAAUCUCGUAUUAUCAUCUUAUGGAGAGCACUAAUAGUUUGGAGAAGUGGAAAUUUUAAAUAAAGUCGCUAGGUUUACAACUGCAAGGGCAAUAUCACCUAGAUUAAUUGUGUAUAAAAUAAGAAAAAACAAAUUUUUUAAUAAUCUAGGUAACUUUAUUGUGUAUGAUAAUAUGAAGAAAUAAUCAAAAUUAAUCCUUUAACAUUGGAAUUUAAUAUAUAAAUCUGCGAUGGCAUAAAUUAGUGAUUAAAAUAAUGUAAAAAAGCUUAAUAUCAGUAUAGGGUUAUUUACAUAUUGAGAAGAGAAAAACUUAAGAAAAAAGGAAAAAGUAUCAAUCUAAUAACCAUAGCAUGAGUUAAGUUUAAGUAUUUCAAAAUAUGACAGAAUCAGGUAUAAUAAAUGAUGAUUCUUGCGAACUACCAACAGAAGAAAAGGGAUAGAGAGUUUUUAGUAAUGCACUUCAAUAAUAUUAGUAAAAAUUAAAGAAAUUUGGAAAUCAAAAUUUCGAAACCUAAACUAAAUAAGUUAGAGAACUGUAUUAAAAUACUUAAAUUAUUAAGUACUCAUAUUGAUGAGAGAGCAGUUCCUAAAGUGAGGUAGAGGAAGUUAGAAAAAUUCUCUUUUCAUGCUAAAUUGCCUAGCAUAAGUCCUAAUAAAAUACUUCCCU